Messenger RNA from Chilo suppressalis (striped riceborer), 531 nucleotides. The record is from the annotation of a GenBank genome assembly. Lineage: Eukaryota; Metazoa; Arthropoda; Insecta; Lepidoptera; Crambidae.
AUGUUCAGUAGCAAAAUCCAACUUCAGAAACGAACUCCUUACAAUGGGACGGAUCGUGAAAAUUUCUUAUCCUUAUUAGUAGAUGAGUACCUAAAUACCACUUCUUACGAUGCAAAAUGUCAAGUAUUAGCAAAUUUAGCUAAUUUUGCAUACGAUCCCAUCAAUUAUACCUACAUACGAGACGUUGGUGUUCUAGAUAUAUUCUUGUAUGUUGUGAAAAAUGAAACUGACACUAAGCUUGUACAUUUUGCAACAGCGGGCAUCUGCAAUCUAUGCUUAGAUCAUACAAAUGCUGAAUACAUUUUGAAACAUUUAGAACUGAAGAUUUUAACAGCUUUAUUGAGGUAUAAAAAUAAGGAGAUAGUGGCCAAUACUACAACAGCACUGCUUUAUCUAUACAAUGAGCAAACAAAAGUCGAGUUAGAAUCACCUGAAAUAAAGCAGAUUAUUGAGGAACAUUCAAAGUCGGAAGAUAAAAUGGUGUCAAAUUUAGCAACAAUAUACCUGAAUGACAUUUUUAAAAUAAAUUGA